Rhopalosiphum padi (bird cherry-oat aphid) is the source of this 1892-nucleotide messenger RNA. Its product is annotated as facilitated trehalose transporter Tret1-2 homolog. The record is from RefSeq and is a predicted model, not a curated record. Gene Ontology annotation, molecular function: transmembrane transporter activity. Gene Ontology annotation, biological process: transmembrane transport. Gene Ontology annotation, cellular component: membrane. Lineage: Eukaryota; Metazoa; Arthropoda; Insecta; Hemiptera; Aphididae.
GCAAUACCAGUGUGGAACACUCAUCACUCCGUAUUCACUAUUCACUACUCACUAGUCUGCAGUGGUCCACAGUAGCUGACCUGGUGGUAGACGUUUACUGUGAAUGUCUGUGCUAGAUAUUAUUUAGUUAUUAUUUAUUUUAUGUAAAUGUUAAAUAAAACGGUUGUGAUUUUCAUUGAGUAUGGUAAUGACAAUUAUUUUCAAAGAUAUUUCUCUGGCUCUUUCAAAUAGAAUUUAACAUCAAAAUACAUGGAGUCAAAUGAAAAAACAAACUUAAUAACUAGUCAUCAUGUAUACAAAAAUUACUCGAGUAAACCACCCCAUUUGCACUAUACAAGUGCAAUAAGCAGAGUGUUAUGGCUAGCAUGGGUAGUAACAAUGCCAUGCGUGGCGCCGGGCAUGAGUAUUGGAUAUUCUGCUAUUGUGUUGGACCAAUUGCAAUUAUCAUUGGACGAACAAUCUUGGUUUGCUAGUCUGCCGUCCACGAUGAUGCCGAUCGGUUGCCUGUUGAGCGGGCCGCUGAUCGACAAGCUCGGCCGGAAGACGGCGCUGAUGGUGACCAACCUGCCGUCUUUCCUGGGUUGGCUGCUAUUGUCCAAGCAACCGGCCAGCCUGUACGUGCUGUACGCGGGCCAGUUGCUGGUGGGCCUGUCCGUGGGCCUGUCCACGACCCCGGCCACGGUGUACGCGGCCGAGUGCAUCACGGUCAACUACACCGGGCUGCGCGGAUGCUUCACGAUAAUGACGUCCGUCAUGCUCAACUUCGGCAUGUUCCUCACGUACCUGCUGGGCACGCUGAUGCCCGCGUACGUGGUCGCUUACGUGGCGGCGUUCGUGUCGUUCACCGCGUUCAUAUUCAUCGGCACGCUCAUACCCGAGAGCCCGCCGUGGCUGUUCGGACAGGGCCGCCGCGUGGACGCCGAGUUCUCGCAGAGGGUGUUGCGCAUCGCCCAGCCCAUACUGCAAACGUCCCGGGCCAAGUCGCUGGACGGGGACUCGGCCGCCUUGGUGCGCGUCCGGUCCCGGAUCGUGGACAGGCUGUUCGAACCGGACGUCUACAAGCCGAUGGCGAUAAUGACGACGUUCCUGUUCUUCCAGCAGUUCAGCGGUUCGUUCGUGUUGACCGCGUACAUGGUCCAGCUGCUCAGCGGCCUCGGCGUGACCGUGAACGGCUACCUGGUGACGCUGCUGGCCGGGUUCACCAACCUGGCCGCCAUGAUCCUGCUGUCCGUGUUGCUCACCCGGUUCGGGUUCAAGGAGCUGUCCUACGUGUCGUGCGCCGGCUACGCCGCGUCCAUGGUGCUGCUGGCCGUGUUCCUGCAGUUCUACGGCGGCGGCGACGCGCUCGUCAUCAACGUGGUGGUCAUCGGUUGCGUGUUGCUCAACAUGGCCAUGAACGGGCUGGGACUGCGGCCCAUACCGUACGCCAUGCUCGGUGAGGUGUUCCCCACCGACGUGGCCGGCGUGGCCGGUUCCAUCGUCGCGUGCAUGUCAUCCGUGUUCAACUUCAUCGCCAUCAAGACGUACCCGUACCUGCGCAUAUGGCUGGGCCCGGGCGUGUUCGCGCUGUACGGAGCGCUUGGGCUGCUCACGCUCGUGUUCGUCGCGACAAUCGUACCGGACACCCGGGGCAAGACCAUCAAGCAGAUCAGCGACGAGUUUCUGCGGAAGAAGCCAACAGACAGCGUUAUCGAAUACCGGAAGAGGAGCUGCACAGCGGACGAAGUGUUUUGAACGAUGCACACGACGUGUCUAUCUUAUAAUAUUUUGAUUUUCUAGGAUCUCAUUUUUCAUUAUAUCGUUAUAAAUAUAAUAUUAUGUGAUUUCUUUUUUUUUUUUUACGUUCGUGACGAUUGUUAUUGAUUAAUAUAAAUUAUAAUAUUAUAACAUAA